CAGGUCGAGAUCGAACGAAUCAUCGAUGAGAAAUGGAGCCGACGCCACGGAAAGCGCCGACAUCGCCUUUAUAAAGUGCGCUGGAAAGGAUUCCCGCCUGAUCAUGACGAAUGGCUGUCCGCGAGCGCUCUUGCAAACGCGCCGGAAGUCCUUAGGAAAUGGCGU
Messenger RNA from Schizophyllum commune H4-8, 165 nucleotides. RefSeq lists its product as uncharacterized. Lineage: Eukaryota; Fungi; Basidiomycota; Agaricomycetes; Agaricales; Schizophyllaceae. The annotation marks the transcript as partial. The transcript has a single exon. The record is from RefSeq and is a predicted model, not a curated record.